Messenger RNA from Odocoileus virginianus texanus, 1908 nucleotides. The record is from RefSeq and is a predicted model, not a curated record. NCBI's taxonomy places the organism in Eukaryota, Metazoa, Chordata, Mammalia, Artiodactyla, Cervidae.
GGACCACUGUGACUUAUCUGUAGCGCUUGUGUUGGGUUUAGGGGACUGUGAAGAGCCGAGGUGGAGGUGAGGUGUGUUUGGAGUCCCUAGGCUCUGCGAUGAAGAAGCUUUUUGGCUUCGGGAGUAAGAAGGGAGUGUCGUCGCCCUUUGGCUCCUCCAUCAGCUCGGGGAGAGACAGCGGUGAUGGAAUCAACUUCCAGCCCGGGUACCACAUCCGAGACAAGGACCUCAGAAAGAUCCACAAAGCUGCCACUGUGGGCAAUGUAGCCAAAGUGCAGCAGGUUCUGUUGAUUGGAAAAAAUGACUUGAACGACAGGGACAAGAUGAACAGGACUGCCCUCCACUUGGCCUGUGCCAAUGGCCAUUCGGCGGUGGUAACUCUCCUCCUGGAGAGAAAAUGCCUGCUCAACCUCUGUGACAGUGAACACAGGACCGCGCUGAUGAAGGCCGUGGAAUGCCAAGAGGAGGAGUGCGCGACUCUCCUGCUGGAGCGCGGAGCGGACCCGAACGUCGGGGACGUCCGCGGGAACACCGCGCUCCACUAUGCCGUCCUCUGCCAGAAUGUGUCUCUCGCAGCAAAGCUGCUUUCCUACGACGCCGAUAUAGAAGCCAGGAACAAGUGUGACCUCACACCUCUGUUACUUGGCAUAAGUGAAGGAAAAGAGCAAAUAGUAGAGUUUCUUGUAAACAAAGGAGCAAAUAUACAUGCGGUUGACAACCUGAAAAGAACAGCCCUCAUUCUUGCUGUCAAUUAUGGAUCAGCAAAUAUCGUCAGUCUUCUUCUUCAGCAAGGUGCUGACAUCUUUCCUCAAGAUGCUCUUGGAUGGACUGCAGAAGAAUAUGCUGUUAUUGGUGGCUUUAAUAUUAUUCGCCACCUGAUUUCUGAAUAUAAAGAAGAGAGACCUAAAACUCCUCCUGAAAGUGGCAACCCAGAGAAUGAGAGACCUGAAGAAGACUCUUUAAGCAGGUUUUGCCGUGAACCUCGUGCUGAUUUACGGGUUACAUCAGAUGAUGAUGUCUUAGACUUGGACACCAAGAGUAUCUCUGAGAGCCUGCCACAGAAGUAUGUGGAUUGUUUAUCUGGAGCUGCUGGUCGAAGAGGAAAAAAGACAUUAAAUGGACAAGUAGAAGAUUCUCCUGAGAAAUACAUUAAUGUGAAGCCUGCAGCCUCAGUGGAAGAUUCUGUUCCUAAGAAAAAAGUCCGAAUGAAGGAUUUCCAAACAUCCAGUUCGGAUUGGUCUUCUACUGCUUUGAGCCUCAGUGAUGAGACUUCUCAAAGAGCUGGGCAUUUGAAAGUUGAUGAUCAGUGUCCACUGAUGUCACAAUCAAUGACCAAAAAUCAGUCAACAUCCACCGAAUUUGGACAGAUGCCCUUAACAGAUACAGUAAAGACGAAUAUUGUGGCAGUGUUUCUGGUAGGGAAUUCCAUGCUCCAUGACCUGUGCCAGUCUCAAGAGGCAGAAAACAGAGAAGGCGAACAAGGUAGUGCAGAAGCCCAGAGCACUCAGCUGUCGGCCACCUGGGCACGGCCUUAGCAUCAUUCUGACGGUUCCAAAUUAGAUUUUGUGGCAAAACCUACCUUGUGCUGACUCCUUUUAUGCAAUCUAUAGCCAAUAAAUACCUCUUAGCAAGAUGUUUGCAUUCUCCCUCUGACCAUAGUAAUACAAUAAAUAACAGAGAGCGUUAGGAGAAAGUAAAUUCAUUUUGGCUAGUAUUUAGUAUACACCUGAGAGUGGGUAGCAGGACUAUAUUUAUGAGACUGACGUGCUGCCUACUGCACUAAGGAGGCAGAUUGCAGGACUAUAUUUAGAACUCUGGGACUAGUUGGGAGACCUAGGUAGACAUCUAGAUUGCCCUCUCAAAAUGUGACUUCGUAGCAAUAUUUUUAUGUAGCUCUAAAUUCCUAAG